AUGGUUCAGGAGGAAGACAUUGGUACACUUCUUGCAAAGUUUGUGGAGGAGGAUAAAGCCAAACUUGCUGUUACUGAAGACUUAAUGGCACCUCCAUCAAAGAGAACAUCAUUUACUCUCACGCCUCACCCUGACAAAGACCAACUUAUUCUCUUUGGUGGAGAAUACUUCAAUGGUAGUAAGACGUUAAUGUUCAAUGACUUGUUCUUCUACACUAUCAAGCAAAACCGCUGGUUAAAAGUUACAAGUCCAGGAGGCCCGGCUCCCAGGUCUGGCCACCAGGCUGUUGCUGUCUCUCAGAGCGGUGGUCAGCUGUGGGUCUUCGGAGGAGAGUUCACUUCGCUCACACAGUCACAGUUCUAUCACUUCAAGGACCUCUGGGUCUUCUACUUCAACUCCAAAAGAUGGGAAAAAAUCACGUCAGGUGGAGGACCGUGUGCACGCAGCGGACACAGGAUGGUCCUGGUCAAGAAGCAGCUCAUUGUGUUUGGAGGUUUUCAUGACAAUUCUCGAGAAUUUAAAUACUUCAAUGAUGUUUAUGCAUUUAACCUUGAAGAUUACAAGUGGAACAAGCUGAAUAUUACAGGAAACGGCCCAUGUCCAAGAUCAGCAUGUCACAUGAUGCCGCUCUCUGAUGGUCGAGUGAUUAUAUAUGGUGGCUACAGCAAGGAGAAGAUCAGUAAGGAUGUUGAUAAAGGAGUCACACACUCAGACAUGUUCAUCCUGGCUCCUGACAAGCACGAUGCCGGGGGAGCAAGGGGAAAGUGGCAGCAGUCAAAAAAUAACAAAAACCCCAAUUUCCCUGUGGAACGUUCAAAUAACCGCCAUAAAAAGAGAAGCUUCGACGACAUCGUCGUUACUGUUGGACCUUCACAGUCAUCAAGCAGUGGUGUUUGCAGAGGUGCAGUUGAUGCCCCAGAUGUGUUCACCCCGCUGCCAAGAAUCAACGCUGGGAUGGCUAUCAAGCGCGGAGUUCUCUACCUUUAUGGUGGCAUGUUUGAAGACGGAGAUAAACAACUCACGCUUGAUGAUUUUUAUACCCUUGGUAAGAAAGACCUUUAA
Molecule: messenger RNA, 1062 nt
Organism: Cherax quadricarinatus
Lineage: Eukaryota; Metazoa; Arthropoda; Malacostraca; Decapoda; Parastacidae
Source: RefSeq, a predicted model, not a curated record